Molecule: messenger RNA, 1096 nt
Organism: Periconia digitata
Lineage: Eukaryota; Fungi; Ascomycota; Dothideomycetes; Pleosporales; Periconiaceae
Source: the annotation of a GenBank genome assembly
GUAAGGCAACCGUGCGUAGCGCGCAACGACUCCGCCGCUCCGCUAUGUAGGUAUCCACGACGCCUAUAUAUAAUUGACCGCCCACGUAUCAGUGUCGCACACCUAUUCUCUUAUAUCUUAAGCCUAAACUUGACUACUGUACUCGCUAUACACGCAUACGUUAGUUCUGAGUCACGUGAGCGGAGUCACUGCAGGAAAGCGCACUUUAUUGAGUAAAUUGUUGAGCCUUUGUCACGUAUAGUGGAGCUCACUCUGUUACCAGAUGACUAUUCAAGAGUACAACCCCUCUUGCGGACGCGCGUCUCUUCUACAUCUCGCUAUGGAUCCGCGGGUAAUUACUCGGGAAGAACUCGCCAAUGCCACGAGAUUCGGCGACUUCACCCCAGUCUACAAGAUCGAUACAAAAACCGUGGUCAAGACUGGAGAUUCCGUUCGACUAGCUGAGGCUGCCGCUAUGAGACUAGUCCGCGAAAAGACGAGUAUCCCAGUACCCGAAAUCUACAACGCUUAUACCGAUGGCGAUACUGGCCAUGUGCGAAUUGUAAUGCAGUUCAUCGAAGGGGACUGCCUCUCAAACAAGUGGGAUCAAUAUGACGCUCAACAGAAAGAACGCCUUCUCCAACAACUCUCCGACAUGUUCCCACAACUACGCGAUAUCAAAGGCACGUUCAUUGGAUCUGUCGACGGAAGCGCUUGCGAAGACCCAUUGUUCGAUGAGGAUAUUGGGAAUUAUGGUCCCUACAAGGACGAAGCUUCUUUCCACCAAGGCGUCAUCACAGCACUUAGAAAUACGCUCGAGGGCGGCUGGGUUGACACAGUAUGCGCCAUGGUCAGUGCUCUGAGCGAGCAUGAAACCGUCUUGACUCACGGAGAUAUAUCACCGAGGAACAUCUUAGUCCGGGAGGACAAAGUCGUUGCUAUCCUGGACUGGGAGAUGGCUGGCUACUAUCCUGAGUACUGGGAAUAUACAAAGGCGCUCUUCAGGCCAGCGUGGGAAAGUGGCUGGAUCAAGGAUAAGGCGGUGGAUAGGGUGCUGCAGCCAUAUCCCAUGGAAUUGGCUGUAUUCUUGCAUGUACACAGCGUAGGGGCUUGGUGA